Messenger RNA from Micropterus dolomieu (smallmouth bass), 761 nucleotides. RefSeq lists its product as uncharacterized. Gene Ontology annotation, molecular function: protein binding. The record is from RefSeq and is a predicted model, not a curated record. The transcript has 8 exons. NCBI's taxonomy places the organism in Eukaryota, Metazoa, Chordata, Actinopteri, Centrarchiformes, Centrarchidae. The coding region runs from base 33 to 746 and encodes 237 amino acids.
ACACACACACAUAGCCAUUCAUUCACUUACUGAUGAAAUCUAUAACCAAACACUUUAACUUUCAGAGCUCACUGCCAUCUGGUGUUAAUGUGGACACAGUCAGGUCACAAUGCAAUGAUAAUACCAUGGAAACCGAGUCACAGAUAGACAGAAUGAGCAAAGACAAGAGUGGAGCGCUCUUUCAAGUGAUGGAAACCACAAAAAAGGCACUAAAGAAGAUGCAUGCUGAUAAUGAAGCUUUAACAGAUGCCAUAGCAGAUUUCAAUGAGGAGCUGUCUCCUCCGCUUCUUACUCCCUAUGGCUCUCCUGAGUCUAAGAAGUUUAUCAGGGUCAUAAAGAAAGAGCCAGAAGAUCAACAGGAAAAAGAAAACAAUGUCACAGAGCCAAAGGCUGAGAGGGUGAAAGUAGAACCUCUCACUUUUGGCGACAGUAACAGUCCCACGCACACAGGCUCAAAUCAGGAUGAGCUCUCGUAUCCUCCUCUUCCCUCCACCACCUUCCCCUCCAUUCUGAGCAUGGAAGCAGCCUCAUACAACAUCCCCCAGAAACCAGAAGUCCAGCUUGCUCUCAUCAGGAACCCCGCUGGCCUCUCUGUGCUCUGGAACGUGGAGGAGAAAGACCCUUCUGCGCCGCCCAUGGAUUGUUACAGUCCAAUAGCUCCAACAAAUGCAGCUGAGAAAUGGAUCAUUCUUUUGGUCGAGUUUGGAGGACACAGCCGGAUGUAUUCUGUUUACUAUAAUACAUAACAAAGUAAAGCAUCA